Linum trigynum is the source of this 2300-nucleotide messenger RNA. Lineage: Eukaryota; Viridiplantae; Streptophyta; Magnoliopsida; Malpighiales; Linaceae. The record is from the annotation of a GenBank genome assembly.
CAAAAUUGCUUGUAGUCUACUGGUGUGUGAGUUAAACUUAAAUGAACAUGAGGUACUUUGUUCGAAUCCUAUGGAGGAUGUUUAUUUUUGGAUAUAAUGUGUGUACCACUAAAUUCCGGUUUCUGGUCUAACCGGCCGGAAUUUCCGGAUUUGACCGGGUCUGACCGGUAUUGACCGGAUUUGAUCACAGUUAAAUACCGGCCCCUUUCCAGCCGGUUUGCUGACCGGUACCGGUUGAACCCGGUUGAACCGGCCGGCAUGAAACCGGUUUGACAACCAUGGUUCAAAAUGACAUUUGUCAAAAAAAAAAAAGAGUUCAAAAUGACAGAUUCCUUUAAAAACAAAGGUAUCAUACAUGAACAAUCUUGUGUUGAAACCCCUAAACAAAAUUCUAAGGCUGAACGUAAGCACCAACUCAUUCUUUCUGUUGCUCAUGCCUUAAAAUUCCAAGCCAAUCUUCCUAUUGAAUUUUGGUCAGACUGUGUCCUCCAUGUAGUUUUCCUAAUCAAUCGAAUUCCUUCUCGGGUUCUUUCCAACAAAUCCCCUUUUGAAUUUCUCCAUCACAAACCCCCUGAUUUGUCCUUCCUUAAAGUGUUUGGAUGUCUUACAUUUGCCUCCACUUCUCCCAGUACCUGAAACAAGUUCUCCUCUUGUGCAAGAAAGUACAUUAACAUUGAUUUUACCACUGGUAUAAAGGGUUACAGACUAUAUGAUUUAGACACUCAUCAGAUUUUCACUUCCCGUGAUGUCAUUUUUCAUGAAUUUGUCUUCCCUUUUGCUGUCACCACUACUCCCUCACCUUCCUCCCUUCCAGUUUCUUCUAUUCUCAUUCCAGUUUAGGAGGAUGAUGACCCUCCUUAUCUACCUCUUGUUCCUCCUUCCUCCAAUAUCCCUUCUGAUCAUGACUCUGAUUCAGUUGGUGAAGCUCCACCUGACACUCCACCCUCUGUUGUCAUCAUCCACUUCUUCUAGCUCUACUCUUUCUCCUCGACCCUUACCUGCUCGUCUGAUUCGCCCACCUCCUCGUCUACUUGGUCAACCGCAGGCCGCAAUUACUUGCAUCCAAGCGGUGUCCAGCAACUACCAGCAGCAGGUAUCCCAUUGAAUCUUACAUUUCUUAUGAUAAGCUUAAUCCAUCUCAUUAGAACUUUGUUCUCACCAUCUCUGCUAACAAAGAGCCUUCUUCUUAUCAUGAGGUUGCAAAGUCCAAUGAAUGGAAUUUAGCUAUGCAACAUGAAGUCACAGCCUUGGAAAGAAACAAAUCUUGGGAUAUCGUUCCCCUUCCCCCCCCCCCCCCCCCCCCCCCCCCCCCCCCCCCCCCCCCCCCCCCCCCAAGAGCUAUUGCCAUUGGCAACAAAUGGAUUUAUAAGAUGAAGUACUUGUCCACUAGCGACAUUGAAAGGAACAAAGCUCGGCUUGUUGCUAAAGGAUACACACAGCGUGAAGGGAUUGGUUACAUGGAUACAUUUGCGCUGGUUGUUAAAAUUACCAUUGUUCGCUUGUUCUUGGUUGUUGCAGUAGUGCGCAACUGGCAUCUUCAUCAACUAGACAUAAACAACGCCUUUCUACAUGGCGAUUUAACUAAGGAUGUCUACAGGAAGCUACCUCAGGGUGUUGCAGCACCAGCAAACAUUAGGAAUCCUGUCUCUAAACUCAGGAGAGCCAUUUAUGGCCUCAAACAUGCCUCUCAACAGUGGUUUUCUAAACUAUCAGACAGUCUAUUGUAGCAGGGCUAUCUCCAGAGCAAAUCAGAUCAUUCUCUCUUCACCAAGGUAUCUCCCACUUCUUAUACAUCUAUCGUGAUUUAUGUUGAUGAUUUGAUCAUUGGUGGGAAUGAUCUUAUGGUGAUCAAUCAUGAGAAAGCACAUCUUCAUCAGGCUUUUAGUAUUAAAUACCUGGGUGCUCUCAAAUACUUUCUUGGCCUUGAAGUGGCCAGAAGUCCGCAGGGAAUUCAUCUUUCCCAACGUAUAUACACUCUUGAGAUUCUUGAUGAGGCUGGUCAUCUUGGAGCCAAACCUGUCUCUACUCCCAUGGAUUACAAGAUCCAUUUGAAAAUGGAUGAUGACACUGAUCUCGUUGAUGCCACUGCUUAUAGAAGUUUGGUUGGAAAACUGAUUUACUUGACCACCACCCGUCCAGAUUUUAGUUUCAUCACUCAACAAGUCAGUCAGUUUAUGUGUCAUCCCACUGUCACUCAUCUGAAGGCAGUUACUCAAAUCCUCAGGUAUCUCAAGAAGAGUCCUGGUACUGGUAUCUUCUUCUCUUUGCAAUCCUCUCUUGAAUUAAAGGCCUUUAGUGAU